This is a messenger RNA of Sphenostylis stenocarpa, 219 nucleotides long. NCBI's taxonomy places the organism in Eukaryota, Viridiplantae, Streptophyta, Magnoliopsida, Fabales, Fabaceae. The record is from the annotation of a GenBank genome assembly.
AUGCAUUGCAGUGGUGUGCUUCUAUCAAUGUACUUCAUAGCGAAUUUUGUCGUGCCAGGUAUCCUUACCAACACUUUCGGAUAUGAUAAGUCGAACGAAGAGCAAAAGGACGACGAAGAUGAUGAAAAUGAUGAAAUAGAAAAUGAAGAGGGACAUGAUAAAUUAAACGAAGAGCAAAAGGAUGACGAGGAAGAUGAAGAUGGAGCAGAUGAAGAAUAG